AUGCGCCCUUCAAGGCCGACGCGGCCGGCGGGUGCUGUGCCGCGAGAGUUGGUAGGAGCGUCCCACCUAACCAGGAUUGGAAGGACACGGACAAGACGGGUCCGUGGGGGCGUCACUCCGUGCCCUGCCCUGGAAUCGGUGGCGCUUUCUGACUCGGGGAACUUGGGCGUGGGAGCUCUCGUUUGGGUAACUUCAAUGUCCCAGCUUUUGGCAGACUUCGUGGGAGCUGGCUUCAGAGAGGGGAUGCCGAGUGUGGUGUUCAAGGAUGUUUGA
Rangifer tarandus platyrhynchus (Svalbard reindeer) is the source of this 273-nucleotide messenger RNA. NCBI's taxonomy places the organism in Eukaryota, Metazoa, Chordata, Mammalia, Artiodactyla, Cervidae. The record is from the annotation of a GenBank genome assembly.